UCCCAAAUAAAUUUGGUUUAAGUACCGAUUAUAAAAUUAUUGAGGGUAGUUUUGAAGUUUUAUGUCUAUGAACUGUCAAGUGAAGAUAAAGUACUUAGUGUUAUUUAUAGAAUAUGUUUAUUAUUAUUUAUGGUAAAUAAAUAAGAUGAACAAUAUUGGCUGUACAUUAAACAUAUGAUAGUUCAUAAGGUAAACGCAGUAAACAAGAAGUCGUUGCUCUCUAGAUUACAUGUUUAAACUUUAAAAUCGGGCAAUGUCGACCGGACAAGCAAUUAAUUGUAACUAAAUUGAAUGUUAUACCAAAGUUAAAUACAGGUACAGCAGAAUUACGAUGGGCAUGGGUGGUGCGAUGGACAGCUGCGGGAGGUGCAUGAAGUUCUCCCUUAUAUGCAUCAAUGUUAUAACGCUUAUCGGAGGAGCGCUCGCGCUAGCGAUAGGGAUAUGGGUGUGGACGACGCGCUCGUUCUCCAGCACGCUGAUGAGCAACAACAUGUUCAUCGCGUCGGUGGGCGUGGUGGUGGCGAUGGGCGCCGCUAUCAUGCUACUCUCGCUGCUCGGCUGUUGCGGCGCUGCUAAGGAGGUCAAGUGCAUGUUGCUCACGUACUACAUCUUGGUGUUCAUCAUCUUUGUGGUGAUGCUAGUAGGCGGGAUCCUACAGUUCGUGUUUAGGGAGAAGGUGCUGACCACGUUGAACCACGAGAUGUACGCCGCUAUCCCGUACUAUGGUGUGAAGCAUGAAUACACCAGGUCCUGGGACGACACGCAGACCUACCUGCAGUGCUGCGGAGUCAAGAGUUACAAGGACUGGAACGAUAACGUGCCCGAGAGCUGCUGCCAGGAGGUUUAUCCUGGCAAGAGAUUAGACUGUAAGUCGUCGCCGAACCCCACCACUAUGUACGUGGAUGGUUGUUUGACGAAGGUGAUUGACUUCCUUCGUGAAGAUGCGGUUUACGUCGGUGCUGCCGCCAUUAUUGUGGCUUUCAUCAUGUUGCUGGCAUUGAUAUUAUCGUGUGGAUUAUUUGUGAAGAUAGAGUGACAUUGCCGAUGUUCUAUAGACCUGACUCAAGUAUUAAUUGUUGAUUUGAUUAUGAAUGUGUACGUAAUUACAAGUCGACUUCGUAUUAAAUCUUUGCAUUUGGAUUUAUAUAUUUAUUUUGUAAAUGAUUUGAAAUAAAAACAAAAUUUUUGACCAUG
Molecule: messenger RNA, 1194 nt
Organism: Manduca sexta (tobacco hornworm)
Lineage: Eukaryota; Metazoa; Arthropoda; Insecta; Lepidoptera; Sphingidae
Product: tetraspanin-9-like
Cellular component (GO): membrane
Source: RefSeq, a predicted model, not a curated record